GUUUGUGGUGGUCCCACGUAAAUUGGAGUAUCGUUCACCUACAAGCAUGACAAAAACAAAACCAGUUGUGGUGCACCGAUCAACAUAUACACAGACAGACGUAGCUGCGAAAGCACUGCAGGAACGGGGUUGUCAGACAGAGCCAUGGGAACUGCCAGUUGAAAGAAACGCCACUGUCAACACGAGCUGCACAACAGCCCCGACUCCCGCAAACUCAAACACAGGAAGCCAGCCUGCUGAAACUGAUGAUGAUGAUGAUGAAGAUGACGACGACUACAGUCCGUCACAGGAAGAGAGUAGUAGUGGUGAGGAAGAUGUUCCCCCGCCACUUACGCUUCAGAAUGAAAGAAAGUUUUUGGUGUUUGAGACGUGCCUCCUGGAGUUAUUCCAAAACUGCCGGAAAUGCUUAUCCCGUUGCUCUGCCGAGGUAACAGCUACAGGCACAAUGAUAAGUGUGAAAACCCGGUGCCACGAUGGACAUGAGCUGACAUGGGAGAGUCAACCUGUGGUCAAUGGAAGGCCAGCCGGAAACCUUCUGCUGUCAGGUUCCAUAUUCUUCUCUGGAGCAAAUGCAGCACCAACUCUGCGAAUGCUGAAGCACAUAAACGUGCAAACGUUCAGCCUCACAACAUUUUACAGAUACCAAAGCUGCUUUCUUGUUCCAGCCGUAGAGAAGGUCUGGUCAUUGGAGCAGAGGCAACUUCUAGACCAGCUGGAUGACCAGGCAGUAGAUGUAUCGGCAGAUGGGAGGUGUGACUCUCCUGGGUUCUGUGCAAAAUAUAUGACAUAUAGUAUCCAUGUGGAUCAACUGAACAAAAUAAUUCAUUCCGUCCAAGUUCAACUGGCAGAGAACGAGAGGGUGACAGCAAGUGUCAACAUGGAAAAAGAGGCGCUCAUCAGGAGUAUUCAGUUUCUAAAGGAGCGAGGCAUAAAGCUGAACUCCAUAACAACAGACCGUCACCCUGCCAUAAGAAAGUACCUUGAGAAGGAAGAACCAGCGAUAAGGCACUUUUUCGACAUUUGGCAUAUCUCAAAAAGUUAG
Molecule: messenger RNA, 1042 nt
Organism: Ornithodoros turicata
Lineage: Eukaryota; Metazoa; Arthropoda; Arachnida; Ixodida; Argasidae
Exons: 7
Coding region: 47-1042 (331 amino acids)
Source: RefSeq, a predicted model, not a curated record